AUGAUUGUCACCAAAGGUGGACGGAAAAUAUUUCCGAAAAUUGAGUACAAGAUAUUUGGAAUGAAGCCUGAUGAACCAUAUGCAGUUAUGUUGCGAAUCGAACGAGUCGACGAGAUGAGGUAAGU
This is a messenger RNA of Cylicostephanus goldi, 125 nucleotides long. The record is from the annotation of a GenBank genome assembly. NCBI's taxonomy places the organism in Eukaryota, Metazoa, Nematoda, Chromadorea, Rhabditida, Strongylidae.